AUGCAAUCUUAAUCUAUAGGAGAAGUAUUUCAAUUUAACUUAUAAAGGAUUAUUUAGUUAAAACUGAAGCCAAAGGUGAAAGUCUAGCAAACAAUAGUAAAUUAAAUAAAGAAAGUUCUAUGAUUGAAUAAGAAACCAAUAAUAAUAUCAAGUUGAUUCCUGAUGAUAAAGAAAAGUUCUUUGAAAUAAUAUUGAAAGAAUAGGUUAAAAAUAUGUUUAAUAUUAUUAGUAAAUGAGAUUGGAUAAGAAAUAUCAAGAUAUGUAUGGAUAAUAUCCUGGGAAUCUCGAGGAUAUGAUUCGUUCAGAAGUAUUUAAAUAAUAUGGAUAUGAUGAUUGUCCUUCAAAUCAUAAAUUAUAUUAUGUUUUGACUCAGAAAUACAGAAAUGAUCCUGAAUUGAAAAAAUAAGUAUUCUUUUGGAGAAAUAAUGUAAUGUAAGGAUGUAGACUUUCUUUGAACCAAGAACCACCUAAAAUUCAAUUGUUUAAUUUAUAAAGUUAGAGAGUUUCCCUCAAAGAAUUAAUGUUACAGAGUCAUUAAGAGAAUAGACUUCUUGUUGUUUAUUCUGGUAGCAUUACAUGACCUCCAUAUCGUGAAGCUAUAGCUGAUUACAUUGCAUUUGCAUAAAAAUAUAAAGAUAUUUGCAAAUGCAUUAUUACAUAUGUAAAGGAGGCUCAUUUUGUUGAGAGAGAUGAAUAAGGCAAAUUUGUAGAUGGAUGGCCUAUUGGAUUCUAUGAAUAUGAAUAUCCAUAACACAAAUCUCAGAAAGAUAGAUAGUAAAUGGCUAAAAUGCUUCAAGAAUAGUUUCAUAUUCCAAAGGAUUUAGAUGUCUAUUAAGAUUAAUUUCCUGAUAAUUUAUUUGAUGAAUCUUUUGGAAUUUGGCCAUUUAAUAUGGUUGUUUUCAAGGAAUGUAAAUUUAUAUGGAGAGGAAUCUUAAAUUUAGAGGGUUUAAAAGAGAAAUAUCAUUCUAAAUAAUUAGAAAAUCAUUUAUAAAAUCUUAAAUAUUGA
This is a messenger RNA of Paramecium primaurelia, 1006 nucleotides long. The record is from the annotation of a GenBank genome assembly. NCBI's taxonomy places the organism in Eukaryota, Ciliophora, Oligohymenophorea, Peniculida, Parameciidae.